This is a messenger RNA of Tremella mesenterica DSM 1558, 2214 nucleotides long. RefSeq lists its product as uncharacterized. Lineage: Eukaryota; Fungi; Basidiomycota; Tremellomycetes; Tremellales; Tremellaceae. The transcript is spliced from 5 exons. Bases 1 to 2214 code for a protein of 737 amino acids. Gene Ontology annotation, cellular component: microtubule cytoskeleton; cell tip. The record is from RefSeq and is a predicted model, not a curated record. Gene Ontology annotation, biological process: establishment or maintenance of actin cytoskeleton polarity.
AUGAACGAUUAUUCAGAUGAUUCUACAGUCAAAUUGUAUCUCAAUAGAAGACGACCAAAUUCUCAACAACCACUCGGUCAAAUGCCGGAAUCCAAUAGUGAAUUCUCCAGCUAUUCAACACAAUUGUCAACUGUACAAGAAGCCACUGAAAAUCAAGAAAGACAAAGUGGAUAUUGGUCUUCCCUAUCACCACCUUCAGAUGUUGAACCUCAGAUGCCCGGAUCAGAUAACAAUUCACCCAAACCGCAAGCUCAACCGAGAUACAACCCUUCACUCACUAUCAAUACUACAGGUCAAUCUUCUCCUGAACGGUUCUCUUCCCCUUCGGCAAGAUUCACCGUACAACUUCGUAUUCAUGCGUCGGAUCUACCGGACGGGUCGGCGUUUGAUCCUGCCAGCGAGGCGAUCAUACCCCGUGCCAUACUGAGGGAAAGACAGAAUAAUGGCCAGCAAGUGUCAACAGGGACGAACGGUUCGCAGGAGUAUAGAAAGAGACUAUUGGUCAUGCCACGUAAUGCAACGGUGUUGGAGGCUAUCGAACAGGCGCUGGAGAGGUUUGGGAUAGGUGAAGGUGUGGUGGAUGGAGGAGAUGAUGUGGAUGAUCGUGCUGGUAGAAGGAAGAGCCAGGUCAAGGUUAGGUAUACUCUGUCGGCUUUGGUCAAUGGUCAAGGCCCGACGCUAAUUGUUACAGAACGCCGCCUGUCACCGUCUGGCAAACUUCUCGAGGCUUACAGCGCACCGCCCAAUCUUCGACCGUUGGAUCGAACAACGCCAGAACAACGACGCCGAUCUCGAGAUAUGUCCCAAGGACAAGCCCUUGGAUCUCUUAACGACCUCCUCCCCACUGAUCCUAUUUUUAUUCUUCGUCGUGUGCUUCCUCGCCCUGGUUCCAUGGGCCGUCCUGCACCAUUAGACGAUGUCGCUCUGGCUCGAAGCAAGUUGUCUUCUGCAUCCAACUCCAAUGCUCCUGCCCCAAAACUCAUUGCGGCUCAACGGGCGGCUACUCUGGCCAAUCAAAAGGCAUUGAUAUCGGCACAUGAGAACCAACAACAAGGUGUGGAUGUUGUCCUGCCUCAAAAAGGCAUAAUUCGUUCUUCCUUGAUAAUCGAUCCUGAACAAGGGGAACAAUAUCGAUAUUCCUAUCUCCCUCGUGACCCUCGCGACGGUCCAGAAGUGGAUGUCUCUGAGCUGUUGAGACAAGAAUGGGGUCCGGACGGUACUAAAGGUUCUCCGAACAUACCUCAAGCUCCUACAUUAUUACGCGCUCCGACCGAUAGCAGUGUGUAUGUCACCGCUCCCAGUACACCUAUGGAUGGUCUUCCCAAUGGUAAGAAUUCCGGAGGUAUACUCGAAAGACCAGAAUCAGCUAGCAGUACAGCUUCAAGAGAUAUAUUACAAACUGUCGUUGCUCGUUCUGGAGCUGAAAGAUUACAAGAGAAAUUAGAACGUAUGAUUGAACAAAUACCUAAUAAUUCGACUUUCUCCACAUCAACUUCUUCUUCCCUCAUUGCCAGUAUGGCAUCAUCAUCUUCCUUGGAUGAUAUCGAAAUACUUUCAGGUCGUAGUACACCUCAACCUUCAAAUGAUCAAAGUAUGAUUUCGACAAAUGAUAAAGGUCAACCUGAAAGACCUGAAAGAUCAAGUUCUAGAAUGGCACAAACUCAAGCUACCGUCAAUAAAAUUAUUUCUAGACAUAAACAACAACCUUCUAUAGCAUCAAUUUUAUCAGAAGUUUCAACACCACAUCCUGAUGAUGAUAGAUCUUCAACACCUAUAACAGCUACUUCUUCCACACAUCCUACACCACCAUUAUACGGAGCGGUUUUCACAAGAGCUGUAGCAAGUGCUAGUCCUACACCUCAACGUCCAGUGUUAUAUACGGAUGAUUUCGGUAUAAAAUCAAUGAUGGCUGUUAUUGAAGCUAGAGCAAGGGAAAUGAAACCUAAGAAAAUCAAAAGUAAAAGGAUAAGAAGAUAUGGUUCUGAUGGUUCUAAAACUUCAACAUUAUCUGAAUCUAGUUCAAAAGAAGAUGAAGAAGGGGAUGAAAAGAUGGAUGAAGUAGAAAGAAUGUUUUAUGGUGAGAAAUUACAAAUGGAUGAAUUAUGGCCAGAGUUCGUACCUCAUGCUAUGGGAAUACAAGGAAAGUUGGAUAAGAUGGAUAGGGAUAUAGAUGAUUUAUUAGCUCAAUUAGAGGUAAAGUUAAGUGUUCGGUGA